Messenger RNA from Anopheles marshallii, 2883 nucleotides. It is a transcript of the gene Brd8, whose product is annotated as bromodomain-containing protein 8. The record is from RefSeq and is a predicted model, not a curated record. The transcript has a single exon. Gene Ontology annotation, cellular component: NuA4 histone acetyltransferase complex. Gene Ontology annotation, molecular function: protein binding. Lineage: Eukaryota; Metazoa; Arthropoda; Insecta; Diptera; Culicidae. Bases 1 to 2883 code for a protein of 960 amino acids.
AUGAGUUCGAUACAGGAGCGCCUUCAGAUGAAGCGGGUUCCGCUGGACAAGUGGUCAACGAAGGAGAAACUAUGCCUGGCAUCGUCCGUUGCGUGCAGUGGCGAUCAAAACUGGAUGUCGGUGAGCCGAUCGUUGAAGAUGCUGUGCAGUGGCAACCGACCGAACGAUUGGUUCGCCCAAAAGUCCUGUGCGGCCCAGUAUGGCAAGCUGCUGGAGAAUGUGGAAACCCCGAAGCGGAAGAAACGCACCGCUUCCGAGCGGGACGGCGUGGCGGCGGUCGAAACCCCCGGCGAGUCGAUACUCCGGAAGCUAACGCAAGAGCGCAUCAUCGAGCUGAAGAAAACGAUCCAAGAGGAGACACAGCAGUACAUCAAGGUGAAGGAAGAUAUCAUACUGAUACAGAGCGGUGUUACGGAUGAGAAAAAGCUGCGCGAAAUGUGGAAACAGAUCGAGCAGGAAAAGGCACAGAAGGAGAAGGAACAGGUACAGCACGCCCAGUGGCUGAAGGAGCGGGAAGAGAAGAAGCUCGAGCUGGAGCGUCAGUGGCGUCCGAUGUACCCGAAUUCACCCACUGCCACCAAAGCACCGACACCGCCAAUAAAAUUUAAUAACGAAACUGAUGAGGACAGUCAAGGUUCGUGCAAAUCCGGGACGUCCCCUUUGUUGACAUCGUUGCUGAAAAAUGCCGAAGUCGCGAGAAGUUCCGGCGUACCGGUGAACUCACCAUCCGCAGGAACGCGAACGGUGGCUUCACCUACAAUUACAAACCUUCUAACGGGAAGCGCUGUCAAAUCGCCUUCGUCGACGGGCGUUGGUGGGUUGGCAGGUGGAACCGAGCUGGACGCUCAACUUGGGGUAACGAUUAAGCAGGAGGCAAUCGCCAUUUCAACUCAACAAUUCGAUGGAAAGGAACCAUCAGUGGUGAAAUUGGAAGCGGCGGAAGGUAGCAUUGUGGAAGGGAGCAUUCAAACGAAACAGGAUGACUCAAACGCGGGCAAACCGGAAACGCUGUUCCCGGAGAUGGACAGUGAAGAUAAUGCAGAUCCGGCCAAGGAUCUGAUGGAUGUGCUGGAAGAUUUGAUUCCGGCCGAUUUGGAUGAGAUAUUGAAAGAGAACAGUGGGAUGAUACUGGAGGAUGUCGAUCUGAAGAACGUCGUGGAAUCAAUAAUGGAGGAAGACACGCUGAAAGAUAAGGGUAUCGAUCUGAUGGUUGAAGCGGAAGAUGUACAGAUGGCGGAAAUAGAGGAGGAAGCUGUUGCUGAAACGGCUUCAAAAAACGAGGCACCCUCGGUGGAACGUUCUAAAUCUCCACCCGUAAAUGUGUCACAGAUAACAGCACCAGCUGCGGUUCCGUCAGCAGCAGCAGCAGAGGUCCUCAAACCGUCAGCGGCCUGCGUUGAGAAAGGCGAAGACGCGAUAGCAACAGACAAUUUCGCCGAUGAAAAGAUGAACAUCGUUCCGCAGCAGUCUGUUUCCAAAUCACAACCGGUGAAGGAACAAGAGAGUCCGGAGACGGUGGAAACAAAGGUGGAGAUCAUCCCGAUUGAAGAUAGCACCAGUAAUUCACCGGCAACGAAUGAUCCCUCCAGUGAUGACAAUAAGGACACUGCGGAAGAUUCUAGCGGCCAAGAGCAACCGGAAAGUGUAAUAGUGGUGUCGGAUUCGGCCAAAGAGGAAGAAGAUUUUGAAGAUCGGGAAGCCGAAGUGAGCCCGAACGAUGGCGGUCCGCCUGCCAUUGACGAUGAAGAUUCAGACGACAAACCGCUUGCUUCGCUGGAGGUAGGAACAGACAGUGGAAAAGCGUCACAGAAGGAAGAGACGGAUCAACCAGUUAACAAGCCAUUGGUCGUCACGGUAGUGCCGGAGAAACGUGCCAAUGAAUCGAUUGCUUCGCCGAAAGAUUUGAAGCUAGAGAUGACGAAAGUUGACUCUGGCCCGUCCGCACCGGUUGAUGAGGCAAAGGCCAAGAAGGAAGCAAUGGAAAAGCUAGCCUCAGAGUACGAUUUUAAGGAUGACGUUGAACCGAUCGUGCAGCUUUCGACCAGGAAGAUGAAAGAGGAGAAACACGUAUCGGAGGAUGAAGUGUUUGUCGAUGCCCAGGACACGAUGGAGGAACCGGAGGAGGUGAAGGAAAUCGAACCGCCAGUGAAAAAACCACCCACGGAUGAUACGGGACUCACGGUGACCGAUACCGACGAUGAUUCGUUGAUCGAGAUGAAGAUCGGCAAGGCAAAGCGAGACUAUUCGCGACGCCGGCUAGCGGAUGAAGCACAGAAACUCCGAGACGAUCUGGCCGGCCAUUCCCGCAGCGAAGAAACGGAAGGUCGAUCGUUACGGAAAUUGCGCGAUCGCGAUCGUUCGGAAAGUCCGUUCGUGGUGCAGGACGAUGAACCGAACGAUAAAAUGAAGCGAAGCUAUUCGUCCACCCCGGUAAUGGAUUCGAUACCGGGGUCACCGGCAUCGAGCGAGGAUCGGGAUUAUCGCGCCUGGAAGAAGUCCAUACUGGCCGUAUACUCGAAGAUCGCCUCGUCGAAGCACGCCGUCCCAUUUCAGAAACCCUUCCCAGACGAUCCAAUGACGGCCGAGCUUAUCUAUCGGCCGAUGGAUUUGCCCCAAAUCAAGCGCAACAUCGAGAACGGGAACAUUCGUACGGUGGCCGAGUUUCAGCGGGACAUUUUGCUCAUGUGCACCAAUGCAAUCAUGCUGAAUCGCGGUGAUGUGUGUUCACCGCAGGCGGCCAACUCGCUGAUGCGGGAAAGCGUUGGAAUUAUCGACAGCGGGAUGGACCCGAGGGCGGUAAAGGAACGGGACGGCGACCGGAGCACACACAAGCGUAGUUCGCGUAAGAGCACGACGAGAAAUUCGUCCGCUGGAAGAAGCUAA